AUGGCUUCCACUAAUGACCUUCCCCGCAUCCGAGCAUGUCUCUUCGACAUGGACGGCUUGUUGAUUGACUCCGAAGAUUUGUACACCAUAGUCACGAAUGAGAUCCUCCAAAAGUACGGCAGACCCAUCCUUCCCUGGUCAGUCAAGGCACAGUUGCAGGGUCGACCCCAACCGGAGGCCGCCAAGAUCUUCAACGACUUUGCCCAGCUCCCCAUAAGCGAGGCGGAGCUCAAGGAGGAGCAAUCAACGCGCCAGCGACACUACUUCCCACAGUCGAAGCCACUCCCCGGUGUGCCAACUCUGUUGUCUAACCUUGCGUUGACAAAGUCAACCGACGAGCCCGUAUACAUCGCGCUAGCAACAUCAUCGCACAGGGGUAACUACAAAUUAAAGACCGACCAUCUGACAGAGUUGUUCUCGGUGUUCCCCGAAUCUAAUAAGGUUCUUGGAGAUGAUCCGCGCAUCGGAAAGGGCCGAGGCAAGCCUCUUCCUGAUAUUUACUUGCUUGCGCUGGAGACCAUCAACAUUGAGCUGCGCAGCCAGGGGAAGACAGAGAUCAAGCCGGAGGAGUGUCUCGUAUUCGAAGAUGCGGUUCCGGGAGUUGAGGCUGGUCGUCGUGCCGGCAUGCAGGUUGCCUGGUGCCCUCACCCGGGUCUCCUAGGAGCCUUCAAGGGCCGGGAGGAAGAGGUUCUCGCUGGAGCCACGGGUUCGCACAAGGAGGAGGAGAAGACAGAAGCCGAGAAAGAGGCAGAGGAGCUCCAGGCCCCGCGUUUACAGGGUUCUGGAACGCCUGGCAAGAUUGGUGAUGGGUUUGGUCAGCUCUAUUCCACAUUGGAAGACUUCCCGUAUGCGAAGUAUGGUAUUCGGAUUCCCUGA
Molecule: messenger RNA, 876 nt
Organism: Penicillium hordei
Lineage: Eukaryota; Fungi; Ascomycota; Eurotiomycetes; Eurotiales; Aspergillaceae
Product: haloacid dehalogenase superfamily protein
Exons: 3
Coding region: 1-876 (291 amino acids)
Molecular function (GO): phosphatase activity
Source: RefSeq, a predicted model, not a curated record